AUGGGUCAGCUCUAUUCACGGGUGAAUGCUACAUUUUCCCACUAUGGUGAUGCUUCAUAUGUUAAUAAAUCUUAUUGGACGCCCUCGAUGGAGUCGUCGAUUUGCGGUGUGCCGUGCACGAUAUUCUUGGCGAUAAUUUGCAUAAUUUUUACCAAGAAUCGAGGCUUACGGCAAAAAUAUCAGAACACGAUCUCCUUCAUGACGUACGGGUGCUUUAUUCUGGGAUCCCCAAUCGCGUGGUACAAUUUUAUGAUCUACACGGGAAUGAACGUCACCGGCGGCAAUUUUCGUUUCACCGCCUUUUCGUGCACUUUCUGGAAAAUCCUCGGGCUCACCACCUGGUAUUGCUCAUUUUUGGUCCCAGCGUUCCUCGUCGAUCUGGCAAACUUCUUCAUCGGCACCCCGAUCUAUAAUAAUACCUGCAAUGUGUUGCUCUAUUCGACCGUAUCCCCAGUGCCACAGCUUUAUAACGCCUACGUGCUCACAAUUUGUACUGGCGGCGUCAUUUGUAAUUUUCUCACCUAUCACCACAUCCAGGAACUGCAUAAAAGCAAAGUGAUGAGAACCGAGGAUCGCCAGCUUCUUUAUUCGAUUACGGUGCAAGCUUUUGCGCCAUUUUUUGCUGCCCUAUUUUUCUGUUCAAAUAACCUGGGAUCGAUUACGGGAUGGUAUUCGUUUCCUGACUGGGUUAGUCGACCGAUGAAUAAGUACGCGUUGAUUGCGUCGACGUUGGUGGUGCCGUUAAUUUCGAUCUUAGUGGUGGCGCGGGUACGAAAAGCUAUUAUCGGCAGCCUAGUGUCAAGCUGUGGUCUACGAAAAUUAGCGCCAGCCGUCACGAUGACCUCCGAAGCAUCCUCCAACGACGACAACCGGCCGAAGCUCUUUACUAAAAGCCCGUUCACGCCGGUACAG
Mesorhabditis spiculigera is the source of this 912-nucleotide messenger RNA. Lineage: Eukaryota; Metazoa; Nematoda; Chromadorea; Rhabditida; Rhabditidae. The record is from the annotation of a GenBank genome assembly.